Messenger RNA from Triticum aestivum (bread wheat), 1604 nucleotides. RefSeq lists its product as uncharacterized. Gene Ontology annotation, molecular function: protein binding. The record is from RefSeq and is a predicted model, not a curated record. NCBI's taxonomy places the organism in Eukaryota, Viridiplantae, Streptophyta, Magnoliopsida, Poales, Poaceae. The transcript has a single exon. The coding region runs from base 56 to 1333 and encodes 425 amino acids.
UCGUUUUCCAAGCAGCGGACGCCCUUGUUCUACAAUACGGAGAACAUAGACAACCAUGGCUAAGUAUCUAUAUGGUUCUUUUGCCAUAUCAGUCUGCUUAACCCUGUCUUUUGUUGCUGCAACAACAAGAGAACCUUUUCGCCCAGAACCAUCUCGGAAGACCAGUGAGCCUUCUGUGUCAUACAGCCCACAGCCGCAACAUUUCCCAAACGAGCGGCUAUACCAAGCCUACCUCGUUAUCCAGCGCUUCAAGAGCAGCAUUUCUAGUGACCCGAAAAACAUCACCACGACCUGGUCUGGCCAUGAUAUCUGCGGGAGGAAAACCUACCUUGGGUUCCAUUGCGGGAGGACACCUGAACUGGCUAAGAACCUCACGAUCAUGGCGGUUGCUUUCAAUGAUUUUGGGCUGAGUGCGCCGAUGCUGCGAGGCUUCAUCGACCAGCUCCCCGACCUUGUGCUUUUUCAGGCUUCCUCCAACAAGUUUGGCGGUGGCAUCCCGCCCCUCGGCAGCCUUCAGUACCAGUACAAGCUAAGUAUCCAUGACGAUCGCCAUGAUUCAUUUUCUGAGAGCAAGUAUCUCCUCGGCACAAAUCUCGGACUGGGUCCUGUUAAUAUUGGUGUAAAGCUAGCUGUUGUCAAAACCCCCCGAAAGGGCACAAAUCUUAAUAGUGGUAGGGCGCUUCUCCUGAACAGCAACAGUUUAUCCGGGACACUACCUGCAAACUUGGGCUUCUCCAAGUUGAGCUACCUCGCCCUCGCCAACAACAAGCUCACCGGGGCAAUCCCGCCAUCAAUCGCGCACAUGCAAGACUCCCUCCUCGAGAUGCUCCUCCUCAACAACCAGCUCUCAGGCUGCCUCCCCAACGAGCUCGGCAUGCUCACCAAAACCGCCGUCAUCGACGCCGGGAUGAACCAGCUGACCGGCCCGAUCCCGUCAUCCUUCUCCUGCCUCAGCAGCGUCGAGCAGCUCAACCUCGCCGGGAACCGCCUCUACGGGCAGGUCCCCGACGCGCUCUGCAAGCUGGCCGGGCCGGCCGGCCGCCUCUCCAACCUCACGCUGUCGGGCAACUACUUCACCUCGGUCGGGACGGCGUGCUCGGCGCUGAUCAAGGACGGCGUGCUGGACGUCAAGCACAACUGCAUCCCCGGCUUCGCCAACCAGAGGGGCCUGGCGGAGUGCGCCACGUUCCUGAGCCAGCCCAAGACGUGCCCGGCGGCGAGCGCUCGCGUGGCGUGCCCCGCCGCGGACGCCAAGAUGAACACGGCGGCGCCGGAGGGGAAGGUGGCCAAGGACUACUCCAGCUACGUGGUGUACGCCACUCUGCAUGAGUGAGGUGCCAGCGCAUGCAGUGGGGACGCCGUGCCUAGCUACGUCGUCGGUAUUUGCUCUUGUAUUCUUGUAAUGUGUUUGGUGUUGUUGUGCACGUGAUUGCUGUUUGUUUUCUUUGUACGUGUGGCUGUCGGGUCUAGAUCUCGGCUCUUGUGUGUGUUGUCCUGCUACGUCAGUUCUGUGGUGGUAAAUUAAUUUGGAUUGUAUCUUGCAUGUUUCAACUAUAUAUUUGUUGGCUGCAUAUUUCAAUUAUGUGAUGUUGGAAUUAUGUGAA